AUGAAGCUCACGACCGGUAAUAAAACUGUGCAUUUUGGCAGCAUUUUGACACCUUCAAAGGCGCAAAUCAGCGAAUUGGAGUUGCAGCGGAGUGCCCAUAGCUUUGCCGCCGUUGGUCGGGAUAUCCGCGAGGCUACGCCUGAUCUAGACAGUGCUAAAGCACCAGGCGUGAACAUUUUCAUAAAGGAUGACUUCGGUGGCAUGGAAACCGGAGGUAGAGGAGUAACGGAAGGAGGAUCGCUCUUCUACGAUUUGGGGUAUGGUGAAGAUACUGUGGACAUCCACGACGAUCUUCAGUUAGGAGCUGCCGCUAAUAAUUCUGGUCAGUAUGAACAGCACGAAAGCUUCGCACUGGAGUCACUAAAAGCUAGUGCUUUCGAACGCCAGCAAAAACACAGAAGUAGGAAACGGCACCUUAUCAUUGACGAUCCGAAGAAUAUUGGAGUUGACGAAAUGAGA
Strongylus vulgaris is the source of this 459-nucleotide messenger RNA. NCBI's taxonomy places the organism in Eukaryota, Metazoa, Nematoda, Chromadorea, Rhabditida, Strongylidae. The record is from the annotation of a GenBank genome assembly.